AUGUAUGUUUAUGAAGAGAUGAUUGACGGUCGGAAAUUAACGGAGAUAAUAAAUGAAGAGCAUGAGAAUGUCGCUGUCCCAGAUGUUGUCGAAGCAGCAGCAGAUGCGGACAUUCUUGUAUUUGUAGUUCCUCACCAGUUUAUACGAAGAAUAUGCAGCACUUUGCUUGGAAAAAUAAAGCCAACCGCUUGUGGAUUAUCGCUUAUCAAAGGCUUUGACCAAAAGGAAAGCGGUGGAAUAGAUUUAAUUUCACAGAUAAUCGCCACUGAAUUAAACAUUCCUAUGGCUGUGUUGAUGGGCGCUAAUUUAGCAUCCGAAGUCGCUGAUGAAAUGUUUUGUGAAACUACUAUUGGUUGUAAGGAUAAUGCAAUGGGCGUUAUUUUACGUGAUAUGAUUCAGACUCCGUUUUUCCGUGUUGUUGUUGUUGAUGACGUUAAUUCUGUCGAGUGUUGCGGUGCACUUAAAAAUAUUGUUGCGUGUGGAGCUGGCUUUGUUGAUGGUUUAGGUCUAGGAGAUAAUACGAAAGCUGCUGUUAUACGUUUAGGAUUAAUGGAAAUGAUUAAAUUUGUGGAUGUUUUUUAUCCUGGCGGUAAAUUAAGUACGUUCUUCGAGAGUUGCGGAGUGGCUGAUUUAAUUACAACCUGCUACGGUGGACGUAAUCGUAAAGUUUCCGAGGCUUUUGUUAAGACUGGCAAGUCGAUUGUUGAAUUGGAGCAAGAGAUGUUGAAUGGACAAAAACUUCAAGGACCAAUUACUGCUGAAGAAGUAAACUACAUGCUGAAAGCCAAAGACAUGGAACUCAGAUUUCCAUUAUUCACUGCGAUCCACCGAAUUUGUGUCGGUGAAUUGCAGGCUACUGAUCUCAUCGACUGUAUUCGCAGCCAUCCAGAACACAUGGGCUCAGCAAUUGCUAAAAUAGUUGGUGCCAAUGCUGCUAAAUUUAAUAAUAAAUUUGAAGAACAAGUUACCAUGUACGUGUACGAAGAAAUGAUUGAUGGAAAAAAGCUUACAGAAAUAAUAAACACUCAGCAUGAGAAUGUAAAAUAUUUACCAGGACAUAAACUACCUCCUAAUGUUGUCGCUGUUCCGGAUGUUGUCGAAGCGGCAAAGGAUGCAGAUAUCCUUAUCUUUGUCAUCCCGCACCAGUUUAUCCGCGGGCUGGCUGCAGCGAUGCUGGGAAAAAUAAAGUCCACUGCUGUUGGGCUUUCUCUGAUCAAAGGGUUCGAUUCCAGUGACGGAAAGAGCAUUAAAUUGAUCUCCAAAGUCGUGGAAGAGCAUCUGAAGAUUCCCUGCUACGUUUUGAUGGGCGCUAAUCUUGCCAAUGAAGUCGCCGAGGAGAAAUUCUGUGAAACUACUAUUGGAGUUAGAGACAAGCGUCUUGCACCAGUACUUAGAGAUUUAAUGAUGACACCUAAUUUCCGGGUUGUCUGUGUUGAGGAUUGCGAGGCUGUUGAAGUUUGCGGUGCACUGAAAAAUAUUGUAGCAUGCGGAGCAGGAUUUGUCGACGGUCUAGGACUUGGUGACAACACAAAAGCUGCAGUAAUAAGACUAGGUCUUAUGGAAAUGAUUAAAUUCGUGGAUACAUUCUACGGUGGAUCGAAACUUUCAACAUUCUUCGAAAGCUGCGGUGUCGCUGAUCUCAUCACAACUUGCUACGGUGGUCGUAAUCGCCGUGUUUGCGAGCAAUUUGUUAAGACAACAAAGUCUAUAAAAGAACUCGAGGACGAGUUACUGGGAGGGAUGAAACUCCAGGGACCAGCAACUGCUGAAGAAGUUAACGGGAUGCUUAAAGCCCAGAACAUGACCGAUAAAUUUCCUCUUUUCACAGCCGUGCAUCGGAUUUGCACGCGGGAGCUCAAACCCACUGACUUGAUUGACCAAAUCCGCAACCACCCUGAGCACGCGUGAGUAU
Messenger RNA from Cotesia congregata, 1912 nucleotides. NCBI's taxonomy places the organism in Eukaryota, Metazoa, Arthropoda, Insecta, Hymenoptera, Braconidae. The record is from the annotation of a GenBank genome assembly.